This is a messenger RNA of Microtus oregoni (creeping vole), 1936 nucleotides long. It is a transcript of the gene Vps41, whose product is annotated as VPS41 subunit of HOPS complex. NCBI's taxonomy places the organism in Eukaryota, Metazoa, Chordata, Mammalia, Rodentia, Cricetidae. The record is from RefSeq and is a predicted model, not a curated record. Gene Ontology annotation, cellular component: HOPS complex; late endosome. Gene Ontology annotation, molecular function: protein binding. The annotation marks the transcript as partial. Gene Ontology annotation, biological process: vesicle-mediated transport; cellular response to starvation; endosomal vesicle fusion. The transcript is spliced from 22 exons.
UUCAGACUGCGCUAUGGCGGAAGCAGAGGAGCAGGAAACUGGGUCUCUUGAGGAGUCUACAGAUGAAUCAGAGGAAGAGAGCGAAGAGGAACCCAAACUGAAGUAUGAAAGGCUUUCCAAUGGGGUGACGGAGAUUCUGCAGAAGGAUGCAGCAAGCUGUAUGACGGUUCAUGACAAGUUUUUGGCACUGGGCACACAUUAUGGCAAGGUUUAUUUACUUGAUGUCCAGGGAAACAUCACUCAGAAGUUUGAUGUAAGUCCUGUGAAGAUAAACCAGAUUAGCUUGGAUGAAAGCGGAGAGCACAUGGGAGUGUGUUCAGAGGACGGCAAGGUACAAGUAUUUGGACUAUAUUCUGGAGAAGAAUAUCAUGAGACUUUCGACUGUCCCAUUAAAAUCAUCGCUGUGCACCCACAGUUCGUGAGAUCCAGUUGUAAGCAGUUUGUGACAGGAGGGAAGAAGCUGCUGCUGUUUGAACGGACGUGGAUGAACAGAUGGAAAUCUUCUGUCCUGCAUGAAGGGGAAGGGAACAUAAGGAGCGUGAAGUGGAGAGGCCAUCUGAUUGCUUGGGCCAAUAACAUGGGUGUGAAGAUUUUUGACAUUACCUCCAAGCAAAGAAUCACCAAUGUUCCCCGAGAUGAUAUAAGUCUUCGCCCAGAUAUGUAUCCCUGCAGCCUCUGCUGGAAGGACCCCGUGACACUCAUUAUUGGCUGGGGAACUUCCAUCAAGGUAUGUUCAGUGAAGGAACGUCACGCCAGUGAGAUGAGGGAUCUGCCAAGUCGAUACGUUGAAAUAGUGUCUCAGUUUGAAACUGAAUUCUACGUUAGUGGACUCGCACCUCUCUGCGAUCAGCUUGUUGUGCUUUCCUACGUAAAGGAGGUUUCAGAAAAAACGGAAAGAGAAUACUGUGCCCGGCCUAGACUGGACAUCAUCCAGCCGCUUCCCGAGACGUGCGAAGAGAUCUCAUCAGAUGCUCUGACGGUCAGGGGCUUUCAGGAGAAUGAAUGUAGGGAUUAUCACUUAGAAUACUCUGAAGGGGAAUCACUCUUCUACAUCGUGAGUCCAAGAGAUGUCGUUGUAGCCAAGGAGCGAGACCAGGAUGAUCAUAUCGACUGGCUCCUGGAGAAGAAGAAAUAUGAAGAAGCUUUGAUGGCAGCUGAAAUUAGCCAAAGGAACAUUAAAAGACAUAAGAUUCUGGAUAUUGGGUUGGCAUAUGUAAACCACCUGAUGGAGAGAGGGGACUACGACAUGGCUGCACGAAAAUGCCAGAAAAUUCUUGGGAAAAAUGCAGCCCUCUGGGAAUAUGAAGUGUACAAAUUUAAAGAAAUUGGACAGCUUAAAGCAAUUAGUCCAUAUUUACCAAGAGGGGACCCAGUCCUGAAACCACUCAUCUAUGAAAUGAUCUUGCAUGAAUUUUUGGAAAGUGAUUAUGAGGGCUUUGCCACGUUGAUCAGAGAGUGGCCUGGAGAUCUGUAUAACAAUUCCGUGAUAGUUCAAGCAGUUCGAGACCACCUGAAGAAGGACAGUCAGAACAAGAUUUUAUUAAAAACACUGGCAGAAUUGUACACCUAUGACAAAAAUUAUGGAAAUGCUCUGGAAAUAUACUUAACGUUAAGACAUAAAGAUGUUUUCCAGCUGAUACACAAGCAUAAUCUUUUCAGCUCCAUCAAAGAUAAAAUAGUUUUGUUAAUGGAUUUUGAUUCAGAGAAAGCUGUUGACAUGCUUUUGGACAAUGAAGAUAAAAUUUCAAUUAAAAAAGUAGUAGAAGAAUUAGAAGACAGACCAGAAUUGCAGCAUGUGUAUUUGCAUAAGCUCUUCAAGAGAGACCAUCAUAAGGGACAACGCUACCAUGAAAAACAGAUCAGUCUGUAUGCCGAGUAUGAUCGGCCAAACCUCCUUCCCUUUCUCCGAGACAGUACCCAUUGUCCACUUGAAAAG